AAUUCAAGAGAUGAGGAGGCAUUCUGUUUCAAGGUCUAUUAGAAGCAGCUCCCCUUUCUCUCUGGGUUUCUGGACAAGCACAGUGAAUUGAAAAGAACAGAUGCUGGUGGAACCCUUACGAAGCCAAGGCUCAGACAUUUCGAUUAGGCUCUUUCUGGAGGCAGAUCAUUUUAAGGGUUCUAAUUAGUUAAUAAAUUCUCCCUGUACUCUAGAACCAUCAAGACUUUUUUCUUCUUUCCAGAACUACAUCAGUAAAGGAAUACAUGUCUGCCAAGUCAAAAAUAUGGAUUGAAAAGCUCAUGGAGAUGCAGACUCCUCAUUCAUGAGCCAAAUCCAGUUCUGAUCUCAUAGAGAAGAUGGACAAAUUCUCCACAUCUCUGGAGUACCCUUUGGGAUUACUUACUUUGGGGCACCUAUUAACCUACCAUUCCACCAAAUACAUUUGAGAAAAAUUCACUGAGCUCCUACUGUGCACCAGGCAUUGUCGUAGGCUCGGAGUUGUCAAAGAUCAGUGAGGUGGGUUUUCCAAGCUGUCAGCUUUUCCAGAGUCUUUGACCUAAAUGUGAUAUAGGAGGAUUUAAUUAAGUAUUACAAAGGUGAAAGGGCUUUGGUGAAAUUAGAGCCUCUGGGAUCCCAGUUUGGGAAACUGGCUAGUGACAGAAAUGGAUUUCUUUUCCAAUGAAGAGCUUCUUGAGAAGUGAGGUCUUAGGCUGAGACUUUUGAUAGUGAUUUCAAGGAAGUCUAAAUAAGUCACAUAACUUCUAAGCUAUCUCUCACCCUAUGCUUUUAUUUAUGCCAAUAAUUAAUUAACAGCCUGUUAUCCAGGGAGAAGAAGUUUCCUAUCAGCAAAGGGACACAUAAACGUUUCCUCUUGCAAACACUCCCUUUAUCAGAUUAGCCACAUUUCAAAGUCCAGUGCAAAGACAGGGCCUUCCCUACUGCUACCAUUUUUUCCCCCACGUACCUCAUUAAACAUCUUUAUUUGAUACUUAAUGACUUAGUUUUGGAAUAGUUCAAAAUUGUCCCCAAAGAAAUUUUAAGUAGCCUCUGAAGUCUUCACGGUCUCACAUGAAUAUGGUUUCAGAAUCAGAGACAUUUCUCAUUUUCCUCUUCUUUAACAUAAAAUGUUAAUAAUACCAUCUUUAUUUUAAGUCCUUGUGCUGAUUACUAAGUAAUAUAUAUGUAAAACUCCAGCCACCAAAUAGGGAAGACUUCAAUAAAUUCUAUCACUUAGAAACUGUCAAAGAAUUUAAAACAAGGAUUCAAUACACAUUUUUUCAAGUGUUUAAAAAACAGUGAACUCUCAUGGUGCCGUAUGUUUUUGUCCCAAGAACGAAAUUGACAUGGAGUGUUUCAAAAAAACAUAUUUUAAAUCUGCUCCAGUUCAUUUGCUGCCUAAUUAUGUAACUGGGGAAGGAAGACCACUUCCUUCUUUAUCGUCCUUGAAGAUCUGUAAGUGCCCUUCCCCCAUUCCCCUCCCACUUGCCUGAGGAAUCUUGGGUUGAGGAGGAGGCAGUAGCCUCCUCUUGGGAGGAGAGGAAGGACUAUAAAAACCAUUUUCUCCAGCCCUGGAUAGCAGAUCUUUUUCCCUUUUGGAACCAGCUUGGAAGGAUGAAAGAUGGAUACUCGCAAUUUGGAAAUGAAAACUGGAGUGAAGAAUUAAGAAGUCAAGUCUCUGGUCCACGUACACAUUCCUGGAGAAAUUCCCAGAGACCAGCAUCACUGGGAAAGCUACCCACAAGUGCGGCUUCUACGGGGAGAAAACCAGCACGUUGCUGUCCUGCUCAGGACGGACCAAGAAGCCAUGAAAUCCCUGACUGAAGAAAACUUAGAAGAUUGCCUACUGAAUAAGGUAGACUUGAGGCGCCAGUGGAUUUCCCAGAUGGUGGAGGAGAUGCAGAAAGUUGUCCAUCAUCUGACCACAGAAAUCAGCCGCCAAGACAUUCGAUUUCAAGCCAUUCCUUACUCUGACACAUACAAUGAGAACAUUAAGGUUUUGGCCCCCACGCAGUUCCUCGUCACCGUCCCGGUGAAAGGCCUGGCGGGCUACCGGGAGGCCCAGCAGCAGCGCUGGCGCUACUACACCCUGCGGGGCGCCCGGCUCCCCUGCCCCCUGCGGGACCCGGAGCGCCUGCAGCAGUGGCUGGAGGUGGAGCAGUUUACCAAGAGCCUGUGGCAGUGGCAUGAGGCCGACGUGACCAUCGAGGGAGACAUCGUGCCCGCCAAGGUCCUCCAGGUGUUCCGGAAACUGGUGGAAAACGCCAUAGAAACCUGUCCCUUGUCAGGUAAGGUCAGCAUGCUGAUGGACAGCACUGUGGUUCGCGUUGCCGUGGAAACAUCCUCAGGUCAGGUGGAAGCAGAGCUGACCCCCUCAGUGGAGAUCCCCACCGCCUGGUCCAAGAAAGCCCAGUGGCCUUCGUGUCUGAAGCGCUGGCCUGCCCCAGAGAGAGUGCAGUGCAUCAAGUCAUUUGGGUUUAGCUUGUUGGCCUGUUCAAACUAUCACUGGCAGCUGAGCUUCCUGCGGGCCGAGCAGGUGCUGCUGGAGCAGCUGGAUGAGGACGGGGGCUGCCGCAGGAAGUGCUUUCAGGCCCUGCGGCAGAUGAAGGAAGACGUCUGGUGUCCCGGGAAGAGGCCUGUUCUCACGUCCCACCACCUGCAGACAGUGCUCUUCUGGACUUGUGAGAAGUAUCCCGACCCAAAGGACUGGCGGGUCUUCAGCAAAGCGUUCCUGCGCCUGGUGAGGAAGCUGCACAAGUGCGUGAGCCAGCACUUCCUGAAGCACUACUUUGUGCGCAAGGGCAACCUCCUGCAGUACGCCAGCCCGGCCAAGCUGGACGCUGUGGCCCAGAAGCUGGCCUCCUUCCUGAAGGACCCCCGGAUCAGCCUACCUUGAGGCUGCCCUCCCUGCCUGGGAGGCUCGUGGACACCGCAUUCAGGCUUGACCUCACUCUCUGUGGAUCCAAGGCCAGCAUCCUGCUCAGGAGAGAAGCAAGGGACGGCAGAAGAAAUUACAUCAACCUGUAGCACUUCGGGGGGGUGGUGAGGAGGACUGUUCCCCGAGACGUCUGGCCCAGGCCUCCCUGGAGCCAAGCAAGCAUUACUGGCCCCACGAACUACCUCUCUUGGGGGGCCCUCACCAAGCCUCCCCAGGCUGCAGAUUCUGAACUGAUGACAGUUCUGAAUGUAUUUUCCCUUGCUCAGGCUCUGAUUGUCUGACGGGGAGGAUGUAGACCAGAACCCCUGAAGGCCAGGCAUCACGCCUGCUGCCCAGGAAUGGUUCUCCAGCCCACUGACCACGGGCUCGUUACUUUUCCAUUUGUAAAAUGGGAUUGUUAAUGUGCCGCCCUCAGAGCAGGGCUGUGAGCCUCCGGGACUGCGCUGCCGCCCUUUCAAGGGGAAAGCGCUGGAUCUACACAAAUGUCCAUUGGUUUAGUGGCCGGUGUUUGCAUCAUCAGUACCUACGCCACUGGCUCGAUGAUUACGUCUGAGGGGUUAACAUGCCUGUGUUGCCCCUGGGGCCCUCCAGUCGUAAACGGGGGUUCAGGCUUGUGGCCCUGCUUCCCGGAUGUUCUCUAAGAAGGGAGGAAUGGUUCCGAUGAGGUGUCAGUCAAAGGUGAAAUUGCAGUGACCCCAUGACUGCCCUUCCUUGCUUCCCACACUGUGGGCCAGGGAUGGGACCGCCUUCUGUCUAUGGAAUGAACUGGGUACGUGAUCUGCAGGGAGUGACUUUGGUGUUGCUCACCUCUCAGUUCCUUCCUGUGCUCACUUCCUUCACUCACUCACUCACUGAUAACAUGUGUGCGCGUCAGGCCCUGGGGAUGCAGCAAAGAGCAAGAUGGACAAGGACUUACCCGAGGUGGAUGACGCCUCAUGGUAGAGACAGGAAAUGAACAGCAGACCAAUACACAUGAUUGUUACAAACUGUAGCACGUGCUCGAGCAGAAUAUUGGAAUAGAGCCACAGAGAGAUCCCUGAAGGAUGAAAGGCAAACAGCUGAAAGGGAAGGAAAGGGGGCCGAGGGCAGACUUGGAGGGGCCGGCGUGAGUCAG
Molecule: messenger RNA, 4049 nt
Organism: Vicugna pacos (alpaca)
Lineage: Eukaryota; Metazoa; Chordata; Mammalia; Artiodactyla; Camelidae
Source: RefSeq, a predicted model, not a curated record